AUGGACUACCGCCUCGUUCUCUUCCUCUACCGCAAGGAGGGCAUCACGCAUGCCGAGGAGCUCACCGGCUCUCUCUUCCCAUCCAUCCACUCGAGGCGCUACAUUGAGCGGUCGUCCGAAGGGCAACCCAAUGUCUUGAUCGGGGACAAGUCGGGACAAGAGUGUGACGCCGUGGUAGAGAUUGCGUUCAAGGAUGAAGAGGCGGCGCAAGCCUUCUUUGCUGCGACGAAUGCCGGAGAGACACAGCAGAGGUUGAGGAAAGAUACUGCACAAUUUUUGGACGGGGAGAAGCUGCGGAUGGUGAAGGUUGGCGAAGCCUUUGAAACCCAUAGAUAG
Molecule: messenger RNA, 336 nt
Organism: Colletotrichum spaethianum
Lineage: Eukaryota; Fungi; Ascomycota; Sordariomycetes; Glomerellales; Glomerellaceae
Exons: 2
Coding region: 1-336 (111 amino acids)
Molecular function (GO): oxidoreductase activity
Source: RefSeq, a predicted model, not a curated record